Molecule: messenger RNA, 4703 nt
Organism: Penaeus vannamei (Pacific white shrimp)
Lineage: Eukaryota; Metazoa; Arthropoda; Malacostraca; Decapoda; Penaeidae
Source: RefSeq, a predicted model, not a curated record
GACUGAUUACCAAGCAUGGCAUGGGCCCAAUCCUGAGAAUUUAAAAACCCAGUGCAAAACCUUGGCUCAGGGACCUAACCGCAGUCACGCCCGAGGCCCCUCAGGAAGAGCUCGUGGACAGGACCCAGGGCUGCGUAAAGGUCCACAGGGACUGGCAAAGGGUCCCCAGUUCACACAGGGUAUCAAGAAGGAGCCUUCAUUUUCAACAAAAAUGUUGUGAAAAUUGUAGAUUCUGUACUCAUCCAGUAUUACUAUUGACCUGAAUAUGUCUUCUGCAUGAACAAAAAGGUAUUUUAUCAUAUUUUUAGGUAGAAAAAAGCCAAUAUAAUUGAUGAAAAGGUUCAAGAUUAUCAUACCUUUCGUCAGUACUGAGCUUAAUUUUUUCCACUUAUUUUAUAUGGCUGCUUUAUAUAAUAAGUGUAAAAGUAAGUGACAAAUGCAAGUAUUAUGCAGUUUAUGGAUAAUAUGAAUGGUAGCACAAAUUUGUAAAGAACUUUUUGUGCUGAUAUUGGUCAUUGUUCUUGUUUAUUGUUUCAAUAUUAUCAAAAGAAUUACUUAAAACCAUGAGAUGAUAUAUGAUGUUCAGUCAUAUGAAAAAGUAACUCCAUUCUAUAUUUACUGUAUAGAAGUGGAUAUUUUUGUUACAUAUUAUAUUUACAACACUUCUGUUAUACUAUUGAAUUUUUCAUUUCACUUAAUAGGAAAUACUUUUUAUUCAGUGCUUUUGGUAAGGAAGUUAUAAACAGACCUACUAUCAUAUUUUGCAAAAGUUUGGUAUAUUAGGCAAAAUACUCAUUGUUGAAUGAAUGCAUUGGAUCAUAUUCCUAUGAAGCAUCUGUUCUUUUUGUUUUAACAGUAAUCCAGGCCAACCAUGCAAUCUUUAUCAUGAUACAGAUAUCCUAUUAUAUAGUUAAUGAUUUAUUAGAAAUUUUGAGACAUUCUUUUUUUAACAGCAAUUGUUAUAAAAAGAGCUAAAACAAAUACACAUUCUAACUGUUUAACAGGUAAAUUAAAGUUAAUUUAUUUACUAAUAUUUAUCCCUGGCAUUAUGAAAAAAGCAAUCACCUUUAUACAUGUAUGAACAGAUAUUUUUUAACAGCUAAACACUGCAGAAUAUUUUACCAUACAGAAUGUAGCAGGCAUUUUAUUUUACUGUUCUAGAUGACAGUGAUGUACAAACUUUAUAAUGUAGACGAGUAUUUAGAAGAAUUGAGAAAAGGAUGUGUGAUAACCUGAUUAAGGUAGCUUAAUAACAAAGUAAUUACACUGUGAUCCUGUGGUAAUUACGUAACUACUAGAUGGUAGAGAUCUUACGAGUGUGGAACAUCCUUAUAAUUUUAUACAGCAGGUAGCUAGGUUCGAGUGAGCACUGUUUAGUUCAUAAAGGAUUCACCAAGUAUAUUCAAAGAUAAUGAAUUGAUAGCAAGUAAAGUCAGCAUUUGUGUCACUGAGGCUGUUUUAGAUUAUUUUGGAGUGAAUAGGAUUUCCUUGAUGUAAGUUGUAUUAUUUCCUAGUCAUCAGGAAAUAUCCUGACUUAUUUUAACAUUCUUUGAAGUGUUCAGUUGUUGUUUACUUUUCGUUGUUAAAGUAUAUUAUCUUGUUGAUCUAUUUGUGAGUCAGGUGAGGAGUUGUAUUUGUUAAUUUAUAUUAUUUUUAUUUUAGUAUCAGAAAGAUUAUAACCAAAUGCUGCUUAGAAAAAAAAAAUGAAGUUAUGUCUGAGGUAAUUUUAAAUUUGAUUUUAUCAAUGAUAUGAAUAUCAUUAGCCUAAUCUUGAGUAAAUAUUAGGUUUAUUCAAAGACCAAAGAGAGAGAAAUAUAUGUCCUGUAAUUAUUUUCUUCUGUACAGCAGUAUUGACCUGCGUACGUAAAGUAAGAAGCUUUAACAUUUGUUUUGUUCAUUGAUGUUUACAUUGCCUCUUUUAACUCUCUGUUCUAAGUGCAGAAUUUGUAAACUCUAAAUCUUUGAGAAUCUCAGUAGCUGAUUGUAAAAUUACUUUGAUGAUAUCUUUUUUCACUUCAGUAUUCUAGAUAUAAAACAAUAUAAAAAAACACUGCCAUCAUUAUAUACACGUCUUUUACAAGGCUUUCCAAGGUUUAGAUGAACACAGUAUACAAUCAAUUUAAAUCUUUUUAUAUAUAUAUUUUUUAUAUAAUUGAGCUUUUUGCAGAAUGGGAAGCCUGUUUAGAAUUUUAAUGAAAUAGAAAUUAAUGAUGUAUCUAGUCGUGUCCAUAGUAUUAUUAUUUUGUUUAACAGUGGAUUGUUAUCUCUUUUUUUUUUAUCCCAGUUAUGUUACAAAUUACAUGAUUCCACAUGUAAUAUGAAAGAAUUGUACAAGUAUUAUAUCCAGUGUUGAGUAGGAGUAGAUGUAUCCAUUUAUAGACUCAAACUUUCCAAGAAAUGGCCCAUAGUGUAGAGAAUGUGUAGAAUAAGGACUUCUAAGUAUGAUCAAGUUUCCAGUUAUCCUCUGAUGAUAAAUGCAGUGUUCUCCUUUGGCUUUUAUUUCAGAUACAAUCUUUAUUUUUUAUGCUAUUUAAUUUACAGUUUCAUUGGAGUUAUUUUGUAUAUACAGUCUUUUCAUUUUGUUUUUAUUUAAAUUCUGUGUCAUACUACAAUUUGCCUGUUAUUACUGCAAUAUAAGAUUUCACAAAAUAAGUAAUAUUUGUAGGCAUCACAAUUAUAGUAGGGCCACUUCAGUCAUUAUACUUGGCAACAGGAAUGUUGUUUCAUACAAGCCAGCCCCUCUAACAUUUAUUCUUUAGCUGUGUAGUUUUAAUACAUUUUAUUUUCCUUUUUAACCCCUUCAUUAUCAGCAUCACCAUCAGUCCAUGCUUCUUCCAUUUAACAAUAUCUGUGACCUGCAUUUAGCAGUGGUAGAGAAACAUUUGUAUAAAGUAAAGAGUAACCAUCUUUUUAGCAAGCUUAGAGAGGAUGAGGAGUUUUGCUAUACUUUAGUUUGCACUGAAGCACACUGGUUUUGCAUUAGGCAGUGUGUAGUAGCAUAAAUUCCAUCUAAGUUUUGAAAGAAUAUACAAAGAUGAGAAAAUCUCUAAAGAAUUAAAGGGAAUAUGUAUGACCAAUUAUUAUACAGAUGAAGAAUCAGUGUGCUGGAAAUAAUUUCUGAUUAUUCAUGUUUUAUUCUUAUUAUUAGUUCUUAUUAUUACUAUCAUAAUUAUAACUGAUAGAUGUAGCAGUAAGAGUAAUUAUUACUGAUAAAUGAUUAUUAUUGAGGUAAUUUUUAGAAUAUUAACAUAAUUACUAUUCAGUAAGCAACACUCCAUCUAGAUUUCCAUACAUUUUUCCAUUGUUAUUUCACCUUGAACUUCUUGGCUAUAACUGUUACCGUUAUUUUUAGCUUGUACUGAUAUGUUGUCUAGUAAGAUCCAAAAUAGGUUUCUAUAACUUAUAGUAAGGAAAUUACCAAGUCAUAGAGCCACUUGUACUGCCAAAAAUGUAUGGUGGAAAAAAUAGGCUUAGUUUUCUGUAAUCCUGAUGUUCAUAGAGAACUUCCUUUUUAUCACUAACCUGUAAGGCAUAUCUUGGUGCUUUUUGCUCAACACAUUUACAUAUUGCAUUUAUCCUUGUAUUAAUAUGUGAAAUGGCUAAUUAAUAUAAAUUAUCAGCAUGCAUUAUUAAGUGAUUGGUAAAAUUAAGGAAAGUUUCUGCUUCAUUAUUCAAUAAUGCAUUAAACCUAUUCCUUCAUCCAUUAUUCUAUGUGAAUAUAUUUGAUCUAUUAACAAUUUCUGCACCAAGAUCCAAGUCACUUGCACUUAGCGAUGAGUUUUCUUAACUGAAUCUAUGCCUUGAUUUUCAUAUUGCUCUAACCCUUAUCCCUGUCUUGCUCCAUAAGUCAGAUAGUGUAUUCUCAAGAAAUGAGACCACAUGAAUAUAAUGUAAGCUUAUGUACUCCCUCCAUAGUGCUUUAAAAUCCUAAUGCGUCCAUCAUCCGUCGUUCCUGCUUGUUCCCUUGUGAACAUUUGCAAGAAGGUAAGGCUAAUGUGAAGAAGUGGGGUGCAACUAAGAGAAAGAAAUAUUUUAAUAUGUUAAGUGAUUUAAAGCUUAGGGUUCAGUAUAGGCAUUCCUUUUCUCCAAGAGUGUUCAGAGAGUUUAAAUGACUCAUCCUUGGAAGAUAUGUUGAUUCUUGCCCCCCUCCCUUUUUUUCUGUUUAGAUAAACAAAUUUUGGGCUGCAGUUUGUUCAUCUUUUGAUGCAUAAGCUGCCAUUCUAGCUGUCUUCAGUUAUAUACAACUUACCAUAAUUGACAAUGUAGAAAAAAUACUGAUUACAGUUGCCAAUAUAUAUAUAUUUUUUUUGCAUUUUUCUGUAAGGUAAAUAAUGAAGUAAACAAAUACUCAUAAGUAUUACACUUUAAUAUAACAACAGCUAGACAUGAGAUGGCUGUGUUGCGAUGAUCAAAUAACAGUAAGAUGAAAUGAAAGAAAAUCACGUAGAACUGAUAUUGUUAUUUUUAUCAUUUCCUUUAUUAUUGCAUUUUUUCCUUUUUAUUAUCCAUGCAUAUAAUUGAGAAAUAGUUUUAUUUUGUACAAAUUCAUAUUAGAUCAUAACAUAGUUUGUUUGACUGUAGUACAGGAGAACAACAGACCCAUAUUUAUUAUUGUCAGGUACUCUCAAGACUUGCGAAUAUUGUCUUUGCUUGUCCCAAAAAAGAGCUGUAUUCCAAAGUAGUAAAUAAAGAUGAUAAUUUAA